AUUUUAUCCCACGAGAAUAAACGGUUCUGUUAUCAUUUGCUGAUAUAACGUAACUAAAAUGUUGAAAAGGUCUAAGAAUACCGCCUUUCUUGGUAUAUUUCGAUUAUACACAACGGUCGCAGCAACUGCGGUUAAACCAAAUCCAGGUGCAGCUCUUCCCAAAAAGCAAAGGCCCUUAAUCAGUUGUAAGCGAACGCAGUUUCAUUUAUAUGUACCAGCACCGGCGGACUCUGACUUUGGAACAAUACCGCUAGCGACUAGUGGAUGGAAGCAUUACAAAUCCAAAGAUGAUUAUAUGAUAUUUAACGCGACCUUAAGUAAGGCAGAUAUACAAUCUGAGAUGAUAGAUAUAGAUGAAUUUCUCCGUUCAAACAAUAUUUGUUUUAAUGAAAAAUUAAUGGAGAACCUCAGAAAUGAUCUGAAUAUAAAAACUUUUACAAACAUUCAAACCAAAGCUAUACCAAAAGUGUACGAUAGUCACCAUGUGUUAAUUGCCGCAGAGACUGGAUGUGGAAAAACACUCGCCUACAUGUUACCCAUUCUACAACAGAUUAUUGAACGAAAGCAAGCGCAAGCGGAGAAAAUUAAUCGAAAGUUCAAUACGCCGUUGGCUGUCAUCAUAACACCUGGCCGUGAACUAGCAGUCCAAAUAAGCAGGGUGGCUGAAAAUCUUUGCCAGCACACAAAUUUGCAAAUCAAAACGAUACUUGGAGGAAACACAAAGCGCCUAAUGGUUAAUCCCGAAUUUGCUGAUGUUGAUGUUCUAGUCGCCACAGUUGGUGCUCUCAGCAAACUUGUAACAACGGGUAUCUAUCGCAUGGAAGAAGUGCGACAUGUCGUGCUAGAUGAAGCAGAUACUUUGUUAGACGACAGCUUCUCCGACAAACUUGGAUAUUUUCUGCGACGUUUUCCUUUUCACAAAAAUCACACGCAAGAUGAACAUAAUGUCGGCACGCAACUGAUAUUGGCGUCUGCCACGAUGCCCACGAACACUGAGGAAAUGUUACAAAAAGUUAUAGAUGUGCAGACGCUGCACGAAGUUUCAAGCCACAAUUUGCACAAGUUGAUGCCACAUGUAGAGCAACGAUUUAUGCGAAUUUCCAAGCAAAGCAGGCCCUCCAAUUUGCUCAAUUUAGUAAAAAAAGAUGUCGCCAAAAAGCAGCCCGUCAUUGUGUUCAGCAAUAAAUCGGCCACAAGUGAUUUUGUAGAUAUAUUUCUCAAUAACAAUGGUGUGCGAAGCGUAAAUUUAAACGGCGAUAUGCUUAUGAAAAUACGUAUUGGACGCUUUGAGCAAUUUCAAGACGGAAAGUAUGAUGUUUUAUCCACUACGGAUAUUGGUAGCCGUGGACUAGACACUACAAGCGCACGACAUGUAAUCAAUUUCGAUUUUCCGUUGCACGUAUCUGAUUACAUACAUCGCUGCGGGCGCAUUGGACGUGUAGGGAAUUUGACACCAUCUGUAGUUACGAAUUUCAUAUCCUCACGGCGCGAGGUAGAAGUAGUGCAGAGAAUUGAACAUGCAGCUCGAACGGGCGGUCUGCUACCGAACGUUAAUGCGAACAUAAAAAAUAUUAUAAACAAACGAAUAUUGAAAGAUAUGCAAGUGGCGGGCAUAGAGGUUCCAGAGGAAGAAGCAUUUUAAGUUUACAUUGUUUAAAACAUUCUCCCAGAGAAAAGUUUUGUUUUUAAUAUUUAAGGGACUUAAAACAUUACAUUGCUUAAUAAUAAAAUAUUUAUAUUCUUACAUAAUAGUAA
Molecule: messenger RNA, 1755 nt
Organism: Bactrocera neohumeralis
Lineage: Eukaryota; Metazoa; Arthropoda; Insecta; Diptera; Tephritidae
Gene: Dbp21E2
Product: probable ATP-dependent RNA helicase DDX28
Exons: 2
Coding region: 59-1642 (527 amino acids)
Molecular function (GO): ATP binding; nucleic acid binding
Source: RefSeq, a predicted model, not a curated record